AUGACGCCCGAGCCCAGACUGCCCUUGCCUCUGACACGAACCGGCUUCAUGCUCUCGAACCGCACCGUCCGAGUCGCCAGAUCGAUGACAGGGUUUGCCGCCGCCAGCACAUCCAUGCCCAACAGGAGCGGCACCACCGGCCCAUCCAGGAUCAUCGCUUGGACCCACAACUGCCGGCCCGCCAAAAAUUCCGCGGAAUCUCUCUUUUGCCCCGGAUUUCGACCGGAUUUCGACAUGCUUGUCCGACAUGAUCGCCCCCGCCUGCACCUCCUGAUGCUUUUACCCGGAUUGGACGGCUUGCCUGACAACACGCUGGCCACGCGUUUGGCCACGCGGUUGGCCACGCGGUUGGGCACGCUGUUGGACUCGAGCACUCGGACGGCUGCUGUUGUCGAUGCUGGCGCUGUUGUCGAUGCUGGCGCUGUUGUCGAUGCUGCUGUUGUCGAUGCUGCUGGUGUCGAUGCUGCUGGUUUCGAUGCUGCUGGUUUCGAUGCUGCUGGUUUCGAUGCUGCUGUUGCUGAUGCUGCUGUUUACUAUGCUGCUGUCGUCGAUCCCGAUAUCAUUGUAGUCUCCACUUAG
This is a messenger RNA of Capsaspora owczarzaki ATCC 30864, 579 nucleotides long. RefSeq lists its product as hypothetical. The coding region runs from base 1 to 579 and encodes 192 amino acids. The transcript is spliced from 4 exons. NCBI's taxonomy places the organism in Eukaryota, Filasterea, Ministeriida, Capsasporidae. The record is from RefSeq and is a predicted model, not a curated record.